ACAGCUCAACAGCAGCUUCUGCUCUCUACUCCCUCUGAUAUGGCUUUUCAUUUCCUUUGUUUCGCUUCUCAUUAACAACUUUUUUGCUUCUUUCUCUCUCUCUUCUCUCUCUCUUCCCCUGAAUUUCAGAUACCCAAAAGCAAAACGAUUACAGCCAUGGGUUUCCUUCCAAUACACCUUCUGUUUGCUUCUUUUCUCUGUUUUUUCUCUGUUCUUGUUUCUGGGUCUGGAAGGAAUUUCCCGAUUCUGGACUUUGAAGAAGGCUAUAACCCUCUUUUUGGUGAUGAUAAUCUCAUCGUUCUCAAGGAUGGGAAAUCCGUUCAUCUUCAUCUUGAUGAAAGGACGGGUUCUGGGUUUGUGUCUCAGGACCUUUAUCUUCAUGGGUUUUUCAGUGCUUCCAUUAAGUUGCCUUCUGAUUACACUGCUGGUGUUGUGGUGGCCUUUUAUAUGUCAAAUGGAGACAUGUUUGCGAAGAACCACGACGAGAUAGAUUUUGAGUUCUUGGGGAAUAUAAGAGGCAAAGAUUGGAGGAUUCAGACCAAUAUUUAUGGGAAUGGAAGCACAAACAUAGGCAGAGAAGAAAGAUAUGGGCUCUGGUUUGACCCAUCUGAAGAUUUCCAUGAAUACGCCAUUCUCUGGACUCAAUCUCUCAUCAUAUUUUAUGUGGAUAAUGUUCCAAUUAGAGAGGUGAAAAGAAGAGCAAGAAUGGGAGGUGAGUUCCCUUCUAAACCAAUGAGUUUGUAUGCAACAAUAUGGGAUGGAUCUAGUUGGGCUACCAAUGGAGGGAAAUACAAAGUUAACUACAAAUACGCGCCAUACAUCGCCCAAUUCUCCCACUUCAUUCUCCAUGGCUGCGCUGUGGAUCCAACCGAGCAGUCCUCAACCUGUGACCACUCGUCCAAACCAAUCCCUUCUGGUAUGAUCACACCAUCUCAAAGAGCUAAAAUGGAGAGCCUCAGGAAGAAGCACUUGACAUACUCCUAUUGCUACGACCGCAUCCGCUACAAGGCCCCUCCACCAGAGUGUGUGAUCAACCCCGAAGAGGCCAAACGACUCCGAGUCUUUGACCCUGUCACGUUUGGUAAAGGAACACGACGCCAUCACGCCAAAAUCCGCCACUACACCCACGCAGAAUCCGCUUCUGCUUGAGCAGCAGCAUUCUCUUGUGUAUAGACGACGAGAGGGUGAUAGAAGAGAAGAAGAUGCAUCUGUAUAGUUCUUGUUUUUCAGUUCACACGUUUCAUUACAUUGAUGGGUUGCUGGUUGGGAUUUUACAAUAUUGUUUUGUUACAACACCCUCAUAAAUUUGAAUAAAAGACCAAAAAGAACAAAAAAAAAAAAAAAAAAAAAAAAAAAAA
Cucurbita moschata (crookneck pumpkin) is the source of this 1358-nucleotide messenger RNA. Its product is annotated as probable xyloglucan endotransglucosylase/hydrolase protein 28. Gene Ontology annotation, cellular component: cell wall; apoplast. Gene Ontology annotation, biological process: cell wall biogenesis; xyloglucan metabolic process. The coding region runs from base 157 to 1149 and encodes 330 amino acids. Gene Ontology annotation, molecular function: xyloglucan:xyloglucosyl transferase activity; hydrolase activity, hydrolyzing O-glycosyl compounds. The record is from RefSeq and is a predicted model, not a curated record. The transcript has 4 exons. Lineage: Eukaryota; Viridiplantae; Streptophyta; Magnoliopsida; Cucurbitales; Cucurbitaceae.